GUGCGGUUUUGGAGUUCGUUGCGUCUGGUCGAGAUCCCCCAACCAUCGAUCGCUUAUAAAGUUGUUGCACUGUGCGAUUCGAUCCGAUCCGAUCCGAUACGAGUUCGAGUUGAAGUGUGUUCGCGUAUGCGAGAGAGGUGUCCGUCUGCCUCCGUUUCAGAGUGCUUUCAGUGCUGUGCUGUGCUGUGCUGUGGCAAGGAUUAUAACACAUCCCUCUGCAAUUAAUUGAAACAAAAUCGGGCCUUAGCCCAGAUAAAACACUCACACACGAGCUAACACUCAUACAUGUACAAUCAAUUAGCCAUGCUGGCAAUGAAGGAUAAACCUUGGCUGGUGCUAUUUGGCCUAUUGGCCGCAUUAAGCUGCCUGCCCAGCCCCAGCGAUGCCGCGUAUCCGUAUUACGGCACGAAGAUCGGGGCUCUAACACGUCUGCACCAUGGCGUUUCCGGCGAUGUCUAUGCAGUGGACUCGCGCACGAUUUUCAUCAAGAAAUUCAGCUACGACGGCGAGGCCCCGGCCGCCUACUUCUACGUGGGCAAUACGGCCCGGCCCAGCAACGAGGGCGCCACCCGGCUAAGGGACGAGCGCGGCGGCACAGCCUCCCUAACGCGCCGCUACCGGAACAAGGACAUCACCCUGUCGCUGCCCGAGGGCAAGACGCUGCGCGACAUCAAAUGGUUCUCGGUGUGGUGCGACGAGUUUGCGGUUAACUUCGGGGAUGUGGCCAUCCCGGCCAGUCUGGAUUUUCCCCGGCCCCAGAAGAUUAGCGCUCUGCGCGGCGUCCACGGCGUGUCCUCCGAGAACAUUGUGAUCGUGGAUGCCCAGACCCUGCUGGUGCCCAACUUCAGCUAUGACGGCGAGGCGCCUGAUGCCAAAUUCUGGGUGGGUCGGGGACAGCGUCCCACGCCCGAGGGGCUGCGCAUACCCGACGAGAACGGCAAGGAGAAUCCGCUGCGUCGCUACGAGCGCAAGACCAUCGUCCUGACCCUGCCCGAGGACCUGACCAUCUUCGACAUCGGCCACUUUGGCGUGUGGUGCGAGGCCUUUACCGUCGACUUCGGCCACGUCCGCCUGCCGGAGGGCCUCAAUGUGCCGCCAUCGCUGAAGAUGCUCGGCAUCAGUCCACAGUCGAAACUCAACUGCGAGGUGCUCUACGACGAUCUGGCCUUUGAGGUGCGCUGGGCCGUGGCCGGGGAGAGCAUUGUGGUGCAAUUGGUGGCCAAAUUGGAACCGAACAACUACAUGUCCUUCGGCAUCUCGCCGAACAAGAACAUCAGCCAGAUGAUCGGAGCCGAUGCGGUCGUAGCCUGGGUGGAUCCGGAGACGGGCAACGGCUUCGCCCAGGACUACUUCCUGGAGGGGAAGGCCCAGUGCUCCGGCAGCCGCGGUGCCUGUCCCGACACCAAGAUCAUGGAGAAGACCAACUCCAUCCGUCUGCUGAAUGCCGCCAUGGUCAAUGGCUACUCGAUUGUCACCUAUCAGCGCUCGCUGGCGGCCACCGAUCGCCUGGAUCUGCCCAUCUCCGUCACGGACGCCGAGUCCGUGGUUUGGGCCAUCGGACCCCUGAACGACUUCAAAGAGGUCUCCUUCCACACCUUCUACAACAAACAUCUGCAUCAGAUCGAGUUCGGUCGGCAGCCCAAGUGGAACUGUCCCCUGCCCGAGGGCGCCAAGCCGGGCAGCAGCUCCGACGAGCAGGAAGAAGCCGCACCCCAGGCCCAGAGCUCAACCGGAGGCAAAGGAUAUCCACCCGCUGGACACCCCAAUCUGGAGCCCGAGGAGGAGUUCUACGAGAAUCGUGCCGAGGCUCUGCAUCGCCAGCAACCUCAGAGGCGCCAGGAGACGGCCAUCAUUACGCAGCGACGCCCGGUGCCCACACCCAAGCCCGUAAACAGCAACGGGGCCUGGGACAUUCCGGCCAUCCAGUGCCACGAACCGGAGGAUGGCGUCUUCUAUGCCCAGAUGGGUCCAACUGGCGGAAAGCAUGGCUAUCCAGCCAUCACGGGCCACGUUGGCUGGGGCAUUUCCUGGUACAUCAACGGCCUGCUCAUCCCCGAAAUCCAUGUGGUGCGCGGCAAGACCUACACCUUCGUGGUGGAGGGAGGCAACAACCCCGACAUCCCGGCCAAAUACCAUCCAUUCUACAUCAGCGAUGAUCCUGUCGGCGGCUACGAGCACAAGCGCGAGGAGGAGAAGAAGGCUGUUCGCAUAUUUGCUGGAGUUCAUCGCUCGCGAUCGGGUCAGGUGACGCCCACCGGCGUGGGCCGCCUGUGCAACUGGACCCCGGAUGUGGAGGGACCGCCGGCAGAUGACUACCAAUCCUUCGGGGCCUACCAGCGCACCCUGACACUCAAGUGCGAUGCUGGCGAGCCAGGGGUGAUCAGCUGGAAGCCGGAUAGGAACACACCGGACACCGUGUACUAUCACUGCUUCACCCACCGCUAUCUGGGCUGGAAGAUACACGUGCACGACUCGUGCGAGGGCGAUGUGGGUGGCCAGGGGGCAGCCUCCGAGCAGCACGAGAUCCGUCUGCCAGCGGCUGCGGCCGAACCGGCGCCCGUCCACGAGGACUAUGCCGCCGAGCCAUCGAUCCGACACGAAACCCAGGUCAGCCCCAACGAUAAUUUUUUAUUGAAGCACCAAACCGAUUUGAUUAAGAACCACAAUAUGAACGGAACACCGCCUAAACUGAGUUUUGAAAUAACGAAAUCUUCGGAAAUAACCAAACUGAUUUCAGAUGGCAUCCGCGCUGCUGAGGCUCUCGAGGAGAGCCUUCUAAGGAAGCACCCAAACUCCAACUCCAACUCCAAUCCCAGCCCCAACCCCCACCAGAACGAAGUGAACUCGGGUCCCCAUCCGCCGAUACGUCCUAAAGACCACCACCUGAUAACCAUCAAUGGCUCUCGAUUACCCCCCCAACUAGCCACCGUCCGGCCCGAGAUACUGCUCGGCGAAACCCAUUCUCAAAAAUCAUCUGCAUCCGCAUCCGCAUCCUCAUCUGCAUCUGCAUCCCCCUCAUCGUUGUCGUUACCCACUCACCCGAAACUUCCCAUCUUUGCCACUGGCCCACAUCUCAUACACAACUCUCACUUGCACUUGCACCGCCUGCACCAUCCGCAGCAUGCCCCACACCCGCCCUCGAUUAUAAGCCCCCAUCUGCACCCGCACACGCACCCGCAUCCACUGCAUCACCACAAUCUAACGAGUAACCUUCCAGCGCUCGCCCAGAAAACCAUCGGUCUGUCCGAGUAUCUGCGUCCGCCGCAGAAUGCGCCGCUCUUCCAUCCGGUGAAGCUGCCCGGGCGACGGCCCUAUCCCGGUCCCAUCAAGAAGGUGCCCGCCUCCAGGCCCAUCCUUCCGCAGCAGCAUCCCCAUCCGCAUCCGGCAGCCAUCCUGCAGCAGUCCUCGCUGAUCGUGAACCACUAUCGCAAGCCCGUUCCCAGUCUGCUGAAGCCGUUUGUCAAGGAGAAGCCCUUCCCCCUGCAGCCCAUAGCCGCAUCGGUGCUGCUGCUUGGACAGCCCACGGAAUUGGGGGCCAGCGGCCAGCGUAAGGCGGAGCACGCGGAACGAUCCAAGCCGAAACAAAAGCCACAGUCUGUCAUCCCUGUGCCAGUGCCCUACAUAGACCACGAACCGCAGGGAUCCCAACAAAGCACGGCCUUUUUUAACCCCCACUCGAAACCGGAGCAGAAAUCCAACCCGACGGCUCAGCCAACCACCAGCACCACGACGAUCCUCGUCAAGCGGCCCCUGCAGAAGGAGCCCUCGCCCCAGGAGAUUGCCAGCAUGCGACCAGCCGUCAAUCAGGGUUUCAAGCCCGAUACCGUAAUUGUGGAGAGUGGGUUCCGGCCGAUUAUGCGGACCGAUGGCAGCGGUGUGCAACUGCCGCCGGAGCUGAUCGAUCAGGUGGCACAUCGACGCGAGGAUCCAGGCACCGAGAUCGAUGAGGUAAUGGAAACGGACACACUCUUCCUGGCAGCCCAGCAGGGAGGAAGCGAGACGCAGAGCUUCGAGCCCAUGUUCAUACCCUCUCCCCUGGACAGCACCAAUGCCUCCAUUCAGAUGAAGAAAGCGGUCACAGAGGCAGACGUGGAUGAGGCAUCGGCACUUCGAUUGCCAUCGGCAGCAUUGGAGCAUGCUCUGCCCUCAGCCGCCCAACUGCGCAAGCCGACUUUAGGGGAAUUGUUCGGUGAGGAUAUGGACGAGGAGAUGGGGGGUAAGCUCGAUGACGAGGAGCUGGAGGAGGAGCCGGUUUUGCCGUCCAAGAAACCAUCGACGGCAGCCGUCGGUCUAUCGAGCACCACUCAAGCGAUAGUCACCCCGGAGCAAGAGCCAGAACACGAGGUCUUCGACGAUGACAUGGCCAGCCUUUUCGGGCCAGACUCGCAGGAGGAAGAACUUUAUGCGGAUGAGCUGGAGCCGGAGGAUAAACUGGCGGCGGCCGCAGAGCGCAUCGAUACCUACUACCUGCCGCCGGACAACCGAAAGAUACCCCACGCCGGCCUGCCCAGUGGGGCGCUGUACACCUUCGAUGGCAAAAGCGUGGUGGACGGGUCCCUGGUGCUGCCGCCCAAGCUGGAUGCUCGGGACAAUGGCCUCUUGAGGCACUCGCAUUACGGGCUCACUCCUCUCGAGCAGCUGAUACGGACAACGCCGCAGUUUGGUGCAUUCCACGGCGAACUGCCGGAGGAGUUCCAGUCAACGGAGAGUCCUGUUCGGCCUGGUGCUCAGCCCGUGACAGAGUACUCCAAUCCGGUGCCUUUCACGCGCACCAGUGCCUCCGUUUUUCCCAGUAGCAGCAGUAGCAGCAGCAGCACCACCACCACCGGAAGCGGAAGCACAAUCUACCCGCAGUCAUCGACAUCGACAUCGUCAUCGCCAUCCCCAUCAUCCUCAUUGAGACCCAUUUCCACCAAACUGCACCUAAUCACGUCCGACAGCAGCAGUCGCAGCAGCAGCCGCAGCCACAGCCACAGCACGUAGGGCAUGCAAUAGUGAAAUUCUGAAAUUAGCAUAAAGCUGCGAGCAGUUAACCAUUUUUGGGGUUUACUUAUAACCACUUAACAUUUAAACCUGUAUUAGCCUGUAGUUUGUCUUUUCUUAUGUGUUUAAUUAAUAUGAUGCUCUUAAUUUUAAACGAAACGCAUGAAUUUUAUUAGCUAAGCUAAACGAUAUGUUUAAACCGCAUUUUAGUCGUUGUGAAAUAAAACAAAGAAGGAAUUAAUUCAUUUGAA
This is a messenger RNA of Drosophila persimilis, 5234 nucleotides long. RefSeq names its product protein Skeletor, isoforms D/E (gene Skeletor). The coding region runs from base 286 to 4983 and encodes 1565 amino acids. The record is from RefSeq and is a predicted model, not a curated record. The transcript has 7 exons. NCBI's taxonomy places the organism in Eukaryota, Metazoa, Arthropoda, Insecta, Diptera, Drosophilidae.